Molecule: messenger RNA, 1126 nt
Organism: Tachyglossus aculeatus (Australian echidna)
Lineage: Eukaryota; Metazoa; Chordata; Mammalia; Monotremata; Tachyglossidae
Product: heterogeneous nuclear ribonucleoprotein A0-like
Exons: 1
Coding region: 212-1126 (304 amino acids)
Molecular function (GO): RNA binding
Source: RefSeq, a predicted model, not a curated record
CGGGAAAAGGAGGAAGAGGUGGCGGUUGGGGCCAAGUGUGUCCUCGCACUUUCUUCGGCGCCUUCCUGCGGACCGGCUCCCGACCUUUUUCCCCUGUUCCCCGUUCCGAGAGGGUGACGGGCGGCGGCAGCCGGGCUGGGCAGGAGAAGCAAGAGCGAGGGCAACGAAUCUGCGGCUCUUGCCGGGAGUGGGGAAGGCCGGGGCCGCGGAAAUGGAGAACUCGCAGCUGUGUAAACUGUUCAUCGGCGGCCUGAAUGUGCAGACGAGCGAGUCGGGCCUGCGCGGCCACUUCGAGGCCUUCGGGACGCUGACGGACUGCGUGGUGGUGGUCAACCCCCAGACCAAGCGCUCCCGCUGCUUCGGCUUCGUGACCUACUCCAACGUGGAGGAGGCCGACGCCGCCAUGGCCGCCUCGCCGCACGCCGUGGACGGCAACACGGUGGAGCUGAAGCGGGCCGUGUCGCGCGAGGAUUCGGCCCGGCCCGGCGCCCACGCCAAGGUGAAGAAGCUGUUCGUCGGCGGGCUGAAGGGCGACGUGGCCGAGGACGACCUGGUUGAGCACUUCUCGCAGUUCGGCCCCGUGGAGAAGGCCGAGAUCAUCGCCGACAAGCAGUCGGGCAAGAAGCGAGGCUUCGGCUUCGUCUAUUUCCAGAGUCACGACGCGGCGGACAAGGCGGCCGUGGUCAAGUUCCACCCGAUCCACGGCCACCGCGUAGAGGUGAAGAAGGCCGUGCCCAAGGAGGACAUCCACCCGGGCGGCGGCGGCGGCGGCGGCCCCAGGCCGGGCCGGGGGGGCCGGGGGGGCCGGGGCCGCGGCGGCGGCGGCGGCCGCGACCAGAACGGCCUGUCCAAGGGCGGUGGCGGCGGUUACAACAGCUACGACGGCUAUACUAGGGGCGGUGGUGGCUAUAACGCCUAUAGUGGCGGCGGCUCCUCGUACGGCGGAGGCGACCACGGCAACGGGUUCGGCGGCUUCGGCAGCUACAGCCAGCACCAGUCCUCGUACGGGCCCAUGAAGAGCGGGGGCGGCGGCGGCGGCGGCAGUUGGGGCGGCCGCAGUAACAGUGGACCCUACCGGGGUGGCUGCGGCGGGGGUGGCGGGGGCUAUGGGGGCAGCUCUUUCUAA